Molecule: messenger RNA, 2709 nt
Organism: Colletotrichum abscissum
Lineage: Eukaryota; Fungi; Ascomycota; Sordariomycetes; Glomerellales; Glomerellaceae
Product: subtilase
Exons: 3
Coding region: 1-2709 (902 amino acids)
Biological process (GO): proteolysis
Cellular component (GO): membrane; cell wall
Molecular function (GO): serine-type endopeptidase activity
Source: RefSeq, a predicted model, not a curated record
AUGCGCAUCUCGGCCACUGUUUCCGCCUUCGCCCUCGCUCUCCACCUUGGAGGCGUUGCGGCCCUCGGCCCUCGUCAAGAAGCCAGCGAUGAGAAGGAGACUCCCACCUUCAUCGCCAAGAGCUUCAUCAUCGAAUACGCUCCUGGUUCCAGUGCUCGCGUUCGUCGUCAAAAUGUCGCCUCCACAGACGGCAUCACCGUCGUCAAGGAGUUCGCCAGCAACGUCUUCUCCGGUGCCAGCAUCGAGACUGACACCUUCACUCUCGACACCCUGCAGGAGCUCCCAGACGUCGUCAACGUCUGGGUCAACGAGCAGAUCAAGCUUGCGCCGACGGAACCCAAGGCCGCUGCGCCUGAGGAUGCUCCCACAUAUUCGACACACAAUGCCACUGGUGUAGCCAAGCUUCACGCCCAGGGCAUCUUUGGUAAGGGUGUCAAGGUUGGUGUUGUUGAUACCGGUAUCUGGUACAAGCACCCUGCUCUGGGUGGCGGUUUCGGCCCUGGUUUCAAGGUCGCCGAUGGCUACGACUUUGUCGGUGAUGGUUCAUACCCGGCCAGCGGUCCCAAGGCGCCCGAUGAAGAUCCUCUCGACACCCGCGGCCACGGUACCCACGUUGCUGGUAUCGUCGCUGGCAAGACUGACUCGUGGGUCGGUGUCGCCCCCGAGGCCACUCUUCACGCUUACAAGGUCUUCUCCAACGCGGCGUCUACCGACACGGCUACUCUCAUUGAGUCAUUCCUUGCCGCGUACGACGACGGUGUCGACAUCAUCACUGCCAGUAUCGGUGGCUCCAACGGCUGGUCUAACAACGCUUGGGCCGAAGUUGCUUCCCGUUUGGUUGAUGAGGGCAUCGUCGUCACCAUUUCCGCUGGAAACAGCGGUGCCAGCGGCCCUUUCUACGGUAGCUCUGGAUCGUCCGGCAAGAAUGUCAUUGCUGUGGCUUCCGUCGAGACGGAGGUUUUCCCAGCCAUCCCCUUCGAAGCUACCUACGGCGGCAGCGAGACCGUUCGCGUCGGAUACCUUCCUGCGGGAACCUACUUUCCCAACACCAUUAUCGACUGGCCGAUUGUCGCCCUCAACACCGAUACGAGUGCCACCGCUGAUGGCUGCACGCCCUACCCGGCGGGCAGCCCCGACUUGACGGGCAAGAUUCCCUUGGUUCGUAGAGGAACCUGCACAUUCCAGGUGAAGCAAGAGAACCUUGCUGCCCUGGGCGCGAAGUACAUCCUCAUUUACAACAACGCAUCGCCCAUGACGACUCCCAGCACCAGCAACACUGACAGCCAGAUCGCCAUGAUCACUGCCGACUCCGGUGCUGCCUUCAUCAACGCCAUCAAGGCCAACACCACCGUCACUGCUGACUUCUCGGUCAACCCCGAGAUCCCAAUUGCUCUCGACUACCCGGCUGGAAACCGCCCCAACAUCUUCACUAGCUGGGGUCUGCUGUACGACAACCAGCUAAAGCCUGACAUUGCCGCCCCCGGUGGUAAUAUCUUCUCUACCUACCUCGACGGAACCUACUCCAUCCUGUCGGGCACGAGCAUGGCCUGCCCUUACGUGGCUGGUGUCGCCGCGCUCUACAUCUCUGAGAAGGGUGGUCGCAGCGUCCAGGGCAAGGGUUUCGCUCGUGCUCUGUCCCGUCGCAUCAUCUCUAGUGGUUACGCUCUGCCUUGGUCCGAUGGAACUGCUACGGACUAUGGCUACAGCGCACCCCCCGCCCAGGUUGGUAAUGGUCAGAUCGACGCCUGGAAGAUUCUCAACUACAACACUCAGCUCGAAUUUGAGAAGAUCCAGCUCAACGACACCCGCUACUUCAGCCGGUACCACGAUGUUACCGUCACCAACAACGGCAAGUCAGAUGUCACCUACAAGUUCUCCGUUCAGCCCGGUGCUGGUGUGGAUGCCCUCGCCUGGAUCCCCGCCACCUCCAGCCUUCCCGGAACUAAGCGCGUCAAGACCUUUGCCCAACUUGCCCCCAAGACGUACACUCCGGACAUCAGCCUUCCUCGUGACUUCACCCUGAAGGCUGGCGAGACUAAGACUGUGUCCGUUAACUUCAACAACCCCGACAACCUUGGCUGGAACGCGACCGGCCUGCCGCUCUACGGAGGCAAGGUCGUCAUCCAGGGCAGCAACGGCGAGCAAGUCUCAGUUCCCUAUGCCGGUGUCGGUGCCGAUCUCCGCAACACCCUUGGCGGUGUCCACGAGGCUGGCUGGCCGCAAUCUGUCUCAACCGUGAACGAUAUUCCCAUUAGCCAGAAGGCGUCGUACUCCUUUGAUCUCAGCAUUGAGGCUCAGGACUUCCCUAGGAUCUUCCAGAAGCUCCUUUGGGGAACCCGCCAGACACGUUGGGACAUUUACGAGGCUGGCUGGACUGAGCGCCAGUGGGUCUACCCUCCCGUUGAGGGCCAGAACGGUUACAUUGGUUCGGCCGCAUCGUGGGUCGGCUCUGGCGAAAUCCAGACUUUUGACCCGGCGCAGUAUGACCCCAACGAUACCUUCACCUACCCCAUCACCGACAUCUACCGCAACGCUGGCGCGACCUACCACGAGCACUGGUGGUUCGGCAAGCUGGGCAACGGCACGCAGAUUGCGCCUGGUAACUACACCUUGCGCUUUGCCGCUCUCCGUCCUUUCGGAAACCCCACGCACGCGGACAACUGGGAUGUCUACAAGACCCCUCAGAUCCAGGUCACGGGAAAGUACUAG